Labrus mixtus (cuckoo wrasse) is the source of this 6867-nucleotide messenger RNA. It is a transcript of the gene nup214, whose product is annotated as nucleoporin 214. Gene Ontology annotation, cellular component: nuclear pore. Gene Ontology annotation, molecular function: structural constituent of nuclear pore; protein binding. The coding region runs from base 125 to 6112 and encodes 1995 amino acids. NCBI's taxonomy places the organism in Eukaryota, Metazoa, Chordata, Actinopteri, Labriformes, Labridae. The transcript is spliced from 36 exons. Gene Ontology annotation, biological process: protein import into nucleus; RNA export from nucleus. The record is from RefSeq and is a predicted model, not a curated record.
GGUUUGAGUGCCUGGCAGGUCAGACUCAUGUGGCGCAUCAGAAAUCUGUCUUUAACGCGGAUAAACGAAGGAAUAAACUAAAUUAACAGACCGGCUGGAAGAGCCACAUCUCCUGUCUGUUAAAAUGAGUGACGACACGGACUCCCCUCCUGAGAGGGAAAUGAAGGAUUUCCAGUUUCGUCAGAUGAAGAAGGCAAGAGUUUUUAACUCAUCUGAAGAAUUGCCAAAGGACAGAUCCAGUCUGCUCACCAUCUCAAACAAAUUUGGUCUUACAUUUGUUGGGCUGUACAACACGUUCAAAGUUUACCUCACUCGAGACAUUUUGGGAGCUGAUAGAUAUGACGGCAAAGCCAACGAAAUAGUCGAGGGGAUACCAGCGUUGGCAGAGGUGACUGUGGAUCUGUGUCUGCACCAAUUGGCUCUCAGUUGUGAUGAACUAACGUUGUCAGUGUGUGGCUCGUCGGAGAAUCGGGGUUUAUCCCUCACUUUCUAUGAUGUCCGCACCUUCAUGAACAAGGGACGACCACAAAAGUUACCUUUUGCCUCGCUGGCGCCAACAGUUCCCCCUGGCACAUUGGUCCAGGACCUGAAGUGGAAUCCUGCACAGGCAUCCAUGUUGGCUACGUGUCAGUCUGACGGCAGCAUGAUGAUUCUGGAUGUAACUGACAGCGUCGCGGUCACGGCCGAGCUAACUGCCCCGAGUGGCAUCACAUGCCUUUGCUGGAGUCCAAAAGGAAAACAAGUCGUUGCAGGAAAAAUGGACGCCACAGUCUGUCAGUAUACACCAGCACUAGAACUAAAGAAAGUCAUCCCGAGCCCAGACUUCUACACCUCCGAUGAACCCGUCAAAGUUCUGGAUGUGCUCUGGCUGAAAACCUUUGUGUUUGCAGUGGUGUACGCCGCUGCAGACGGCUCUCUUGAGACCCCUCCUGAGCUAGUGUUGAUCUCGCUCCCUAAGAAGGAUGAGAAAGUGGAGACAAAGUACCUGAACUUCAGUGACACAGUGUACGGCAGCUGCACCGAGAGACAGCAUCACUACUUCCUCAGCCACGUAGAGGACUGGGACCUCGUGUUUGCUGCGUCAGCGGCGUCCAUUGAAGUCAGCGUCAUUUCCAGACAAGAUGACAAGAUCUGGGAGCUUUGGAUCCUUGAAGAUGCGAGUCGGGCUGAACUGCCGGUGACCGAGACAAACGAAGACACUCUUCCCCUCGGCUUAGCAAUAGACUUCACCAGCCAGCAGGAGAUCCCCAUCACUGACGAGAAGACCCUGCCUCCAGCGCCCAUUAUGCUGAUGCUCUCCACCGAGGGAUUACUCUGCCCUUUUGCUCUGCUCAAUCUCAACCCUGGGGUUAAGCAGCUGGUAUCAGCACCAGCAGUACUCGCCCCGGAGGGGGAGAGACUCCCCAAGCCAGGAUCUUUGGCAACACAAGCUCCCAGAGUCGCUGCCUCCGUCCCAUCUGCCCCAGCCGCAUUCCCGAACCUCAGCCUUACUCCAGCAGCUGUUUUCACGCCUCCACCCGCCGCCGCCGCCGCCGCUGCCUCCUUCUCCGCUUCCCUGUUCAACAUGGGUCCCACAGCUCCCAUAUCAUCAUCGUCAUCGACUGGCUUUACUUUCUCAGUCCCGACUACGUGCUCCAUCUCUACGCCGUCGCCUUUCACCCUGGGGGGAGCUACUACAGCGUUUGCCUCGAGCUUCUCCUCCUCCAAACCUCCCUCUGACACUCCCUCAGCUUUUGCACCAACCAUCAAACUGCCAGCGGUGGCGGCUCUUGCUCCGGCUCCAGCUCCAGCUCCAGCUCCUGCUCCAACUUUAGCUCCGGCUCCUACUCUUACUCCCGCUCCUGCUCCUGCUCCAGCACCUACACCGCAGAGCCUUGCUGCUCCCUCUCCGCCCCCUGUGAAACUAAAUUUAAGUGGAAGGUUUUCAGCUUUGGAGGCCCCUGCUUCGGCCCCACAGCCCUUCUCCUUCAAUUCCCCACUCCCCAAAACAAUCGUCUCCAGUACUUUGACCGCACCGCCACCCUCGACCACGAAGCCUCCUGCUGUGCUGGCUCCAGUGCGUCCAGUUCAAACCAGCACACCAACCACAGUCGUCCAGAAACCGGCACCUGCCGCCCAGAGCCGUGUGCAAACCCCACAGGCAGCUGUUAGCGUGAAGGCUCUGGAGAAGCAGCUACAGCAAAAGAAAGACGCGGAUCCCAUCAUGGCUGGUAUACUGGACGAGAUUGCACAUUUCCAGAAGGAGUUAGACGACCUCAAGGCACGGAGUGCGAGAGCCGACUUCAAGGUCGGCACCAACGAUGAGAUGAAGGAGCUGAGGAAGGAGUCGGAGGACCUCCAUAUUUUCACCUUGGAGAUAAAGGAAACUACGGAGUCUCUCCAUGGGGACAUUGGUACUCUGAAGACCACCUUACUGGAGGGCUUCGCCGGGGCAGAAGAAGCAAAGGCUCAGAGUGAACUGAGCAGGGACAGAAAUUACCGACAGCUGCUUUACAAAAAGCCUCUGGACCCCCGCAGUGAGGAGCAUCUGAAGGAGAUCCGCAGGUUGUACCAGUAUGUCAUGUUUGCUGUGGAAGACGUCAACGAUGUGUUGGAUGUGGAAUGGGAGAAACACCUGGAGAAGAAGAAAAAGCAGAAACACAUGGUGGUGCCGGGGCGUGAAGGUCUGUUCACCACACUGGCCAACAACCUGUACAUCAUCAACCAGCAAAAGAACAGGCUGGACCAGCUGGUUAAGGAACUCACUUCACUGCGUCUUUACAAAAAGACCACCACUCCAACUAUCGACCACAGGACUGCUACUGCGAACACAGCAGGCAUGGAAAAUGAGCUCGAGAGUUUAAGAGAAGCACUCCUGAAAGCCAAGCUGGACACCACCUCUCCUAAGACCAAACCCAUAUCUCCAGCAGUCAAGAUUUCACCAGUGAAACAGUCUCAGCUGCGUAACUUCCUCUCAAAGGGUCAGAUGCCUCCUGUCCGCUCGACGGCACCAGCCAAUCUGUCUCGCUCGGCCUUCCUGUCUCCUAAAUACUACGAGGACCUGGACGAUGUGAGCUCGACGUCCUCCCUGUCCCAGUCCCUGGAGCCUCACCCGGCUCACCUGGAGCUGGAGGAAGAAGAGGAGCUACAGUCAGAGCCGUUUCCUCUGCCUGUCCUGCCUCCAGCUUUGACCACGCCUCGCCACCCCACAGUCGUCAGGACCCCCUCGAUCCAGCCGGGCUUUGGGGCCAUACAGUCGACCCCUUUGACCAAACUUCACUCAGUGCAGGGUAUGGGCUUCGGACUCAGCCCUAUUGCCAGCCCUAUUCCAUCCAAUAAGAUCAACCUGAGCGGGGCGGAUAGCACUGCUCUCGCCACAAAAACAGUCAAACACGGAGCCCCACCGACUGAGAGGAACAUCCCCGUCACCAUCCCCGCCAAGCAGGCGGCUGCUACUGCCGCUCUACAAAGGCAGCUGGCCAAUCAGAAGCCAGGUGGGAACACAUCCACUGUCAUCAGUGCAACCUUGACAGAGUCCACUUUGAAGACCGUCCCUCAGGUGGUCAACGUCCAGGAGCUCAAGGACAGAGGGCCUCCGCUGGUUUCCAACAUCCUCAGCUCGUCAGUUCCAGAUCCUGCAGCUCAAGCCUUCACUACAGUUUCUUCCAACCAAGCUAAACGAACUCCUGUACAAGGUAUCCCUAAGAUGUCUUCUGUGUUUGGUCAGCCAGCCAAAACAGAUGUUUCUGGAUCUCCUGCUAGCUCAACAGAGCAAAGCACCGUCAAAGGUUUCGCCUUCGCGUCAGGAUCUUCAGGCUUCAGCUUUUCUGCGACAUCACAAGCGAAGGAUACAAAUAAAUUCGCUUUUGGUGGAAAUGGCAAAAUGAUGUUUGGCCAGACUGCAGAGGAGCCGUUCUCACACACCCCGAAGUCCACCUCCCCUGCUCUCGGCACUGCGUCACCCACCCUGCCUGCAAACGCACAAGUAGAAAGACCCUCCUCCGCCCUCAGGGUUGAUCCACAGCCCCCUAAGAUAGCUGGAGGAGAGACUCUGGGCAUUUUUUCCGGGCUACGUGUUGGGCACGGAGAAGAAGCUAAAGAUGCAUCCAUAAAAUCUGCUGCUGCUGCUGCUGCGUCGUUUGCAUUUGAAACUGGACUUAGCGCAAGUAAAGUAGCAGCACCAUUUAGCUUUGGUCAAGUUCUGCAAAAGUCUGCAGAAGAUUCCACAGGGGUGGAUUUGUCCAAAGGGGCGGCGUCAGGCAGUCUGUUCAAACCCCCCGAAUCGACCCCAAAGCCGGCCUUCUCUGUUCCUCCAUCUAGCGCAGCCACCUCGGCUUUACCUACGACCUUCAGCAGUCUUCUUGCUGCUUCCUCAGAGCCCACGGAGCCGCCAAAGGCCACACCACCGCCGUCAGAGCCCACACCUCCACCUGAAAGAGAACCUGAUCCUGAACCAGCUAUGGAGCAUGCAAGUCCGUCAGUAGUACCCGGGCCCGCCGCAGAUUCCACCACCACAGAACCCACUGCAGCUGCAGUUACAGCACCAACACCUGCACCAGCUGCACCCACCACUGAGCCACCCCCCUAUAUCCCCCCUCCAGCUGAAGUAACCCUUCCACCACCACCAUAUACAUCGACGACAGAGGCCACUCCAGACAGCACUACCACUGCUCCUGCACCCCCUUCGACGGCUGCCCCUUCAGCCGUCCCACAGGCAGCUCCAGCAGUGUUUCAGGUACCCAGUUCUGACAAACCAGGCUCCAUUUUUACCCAGCCUGCACCACCAACAACAGACAGCAGUACUGUUGAAGCCACGCCAGUGAUCACUACGGUCGCCACUGCAGCCCCUACUUCCACCGCUACAGUUGUUAGCAGUACAACAACAACUACAGCUAGCACCGGGUUUGGACAACCUGCUGCACCGCCAGCUUCCUCAGCCCCUGCAGCCCCGGCAGCAACAGGGUUUGGUUCAACUGGCUUUGGCGCAGGAACUGGUUUUAACAAAUCCGUAUUCGGCCAAGUGAGCGGCUUUGGCCAGCCUGCCAGCAACACGGGAGCAGCCAGCGGCUUUUCUUUCGGCCAAACGGCAUUUGGAGCAACUUCUAACAGCGCGACUACCGGAGGGGGUCUUUUUGGUGCCGCAACUGCUAGCAACGCAAGUUCCUUCUCUUUUGACACAAGCAGCGCCAACACAGCCAGCAGCACCGGCUCAGGACUGUUUGGACAGAUCACAGCGCCAGCUUUCGGUCAAAGCUCAGGAUUUGGACAGGGGACCGUGUUUGGAAGCAACACGACCACAUCCUCGUCUUCUGGAUUCGGCUUCGGGCAGCCCUCAGCUUUUGGCACUUCUGCCGCACCUGUGUUUGGCUCACAGCAAAGCAGUGGCAGUGUGUUUGGACAGCCGCAGCAGCAGCAGCAGCCAUCAGCUGGUGGAGGUUUGUUUGGUUCAGGUUCAGCCAAUACAGCGGGCUCAGCUGGUGGUGGAGGUUUCUUCGGGGGCUUGGGAGGCAAACCGAGCGAAGAAGCUGCAAACAAGAACCCAUUUGGCACCGCCGCGGCCCCUGGAGGGUUUGGACAGACGACUCAGCCAGGAACCAACAGUCUGUUUGGCAGCAGCGGUGCAAAGACCUUUGGGUUUGGACAGACCGCCUUUGGUGAGCAGAAACCCAGUGGGACCUUCAGCACUGGUACAGCGAGUGUGGCAUCGCAGGGAUUUGGCUCCUUCGCUUCUCCGGCAAAAGCAGGUGGUUUUGGGAGUGCUCCGGUGUUUGGGAGCCCCCCGGCCUUCGGCAGCUCCCCUGCGUUUGGUGGCGGCGCUGCGUUUGGAGCGAGCCCCUCCUUCAGCAACAACAUGGGCUCCUCCGCCGGUAAAGUGUUCGGAGAGGGAACAGCUGCUUCCAGCAUGGGAGGAUUUGGUUUUGCCUCGCCUCCCAGCGCCCCAUCCUUCGGUGCUCUAGCCAAUCAGAACCCGCCGUCGUUCGGGGGCCUGGCACAGCAAGGCUCUGGGUUUGGAACUCAGCCCAGCAGCUUCUCAGGCUUUGGACAACAGCCACAGGCAGGAGGAUUCUCUGGAGGCACAUUUGGGUCUGCAAACCAAUCAGCUCAGCAAACAUUUGCCAGUUGGAGAAGCUAGUUUUAUUAAACCUCCCUGAGCUAGACGUCACUGCUACAGUGCUUUCUGCAAUCAAGCUCUUUGUGUUACAGCUGUUGUAGGGAAGGGGGGGGGGGGGGGGGGGGUUCCAACAGGGGUUAUAAAGUGGUAAAUAAAGUGAAUUAGCGGGAAGAUUAUCAUCUUCCUUGAAGAAAAACUUUUGUAUAUUUUGGUAAAAACAGCAUAUUGUUUGAAGCUGCAUCCUUCUCUACAUUUAUACUUGUUAAUUUGGGAGUUUUAUCCUGUUUUAUUUAGCAUACAGAGAAUCAAGUAUCGACUUCCAUGCAAGCAGUUUGAUGUGAGGUGUUAAAGAAUUCUACAGUGUUUGAAAAACACAAAAACUGAAAAUAUCUUUAUAUCCCGCACAUUGUUAAAAAUUAACCAAGUUACUUCAUUUUCAACAUUCAUUUGGGUUUCUUUUUUUCUCCUGCAUUUUGAAUUAUCUUUUGGUUUUGGACUUUGAAGCACAAGAAUAAACUUCUCAAACUAUACUUUUGAAUAUUCCACUGUUUUCCUACAUUAUAUGAAAUGUUCUCUAAGUCAGUCAUAAUGUUAUCUGUCAGUAAAGUCUUGAACGAAUAAAGAAUAUACCAGAAUUAAGACAAACCAACAAUCAACAUUAAAUCUGUCAGAAAAGUUUUAUUUUCCAUUUCAAAUUAUUUUUGCAAAAAUACUCCAGUCUGACGUGUAUUUUUACAAUAAAAAAUAAUGGAAAUAAAUGAAAAAUGUCAAAGAAA